Molecule: messenger RNA, 768 nt
Organism: Alternaria burnsii
Lineage: Eukaryota; Fungi; Ascomycota; Dothideomycetes; Pleosporales; Pleosporaceae
Exons: 1
Coding region: 1-768 (255 amino acids)
Source: RefSeq, a predicted model, not a curated record
AUGUCCGAACUCAGCAAUGUCCUACCAGUCGCCGAUCAAAUUUCCCUAGUCCUGCACACAUCGGUCGACUUUUGUCGUAAAGCGGGCGUUGGUAUCGGUAUCAUCCAACAUGCGGCGAUAGGCGCAGCUCGGUCCUGCAUUCUACCAGUCGAGGAGCAAAAACACGGCAUCGAGCGAGGCCAGUACGGAGCCAAUAACGUCAAGACGUACGAAAGAGCUCAUAUGUACGCGCUCAUACUUGCCAUGGGACUAGCAAGAAAAACACUCAGACGACGAUGUACAACCAUGCGCAUCAAGGUACAGAGUGUCACGGUGUUCUGCACUUUGCCAUCGGUGGUUGCACUGAUCCAGUAUCACCAAGCUCACGGAUCGGAGAGUCUCGAAUCUGUGGUGAGCCCGGAGGACCGCUCGAUGAUCAAAAGAGUCCUGGCGAGUGCAAAAAAACUGUCGCGAUACGAUGUCCAAGUCUCAAUCUCAGAAGACGGGGAAGAAAGUUUUAAUUUGGAGGCAGCAAGAGUGAAAAUGAUGGCCCUCCAGGGGAAGAAAAGGGCGUACCGUCGCCGUCACGAACGACGAAUCAUGUCCAAAAAUGCCGGGGCGGCAGGCGAUAACGAAGAAGGUGGAGGAAGCGACGAGGGCAGGAACAGAGUGGGCCAUGAGGAAGAAAUGAGACAGGAUAGCUCGCAUUUGAGACCCAUGACAAGAAGAGAAUCGUCAGGUAUAUUCAAGAUGGAUGAGACAGGUGAGCCUGAGUUGCACUUAACUUAA